UUCCCUCAAGCUGCAGAAGAGGCUUGCAGCCUCUGUUAUGCGAUGUGGUAAAAAGAAGGUGUGGUUGGAUCCAAAUGAAAUCAAUGAGAUCGCAAACACCAACUCCAGACAGAACAUCCGUAAGAUGAUCAAGGAUGGUCUCGUCAUCAAGAAACCUGUAGCAGUCCACUCCCGCGCCCGUGUCCGCAAAAACACAGAGGCACGUAGAAAGGGUCGUCACUGUGGCUUUGGUAAGAGAAGAGGUACUGCCAAUGCGCGUAUGCCACAGAAGGAACUAUGGGUACAAAGACAAAGGGUUCUAAGAAAAUUGCUCCUGAAGUACAGAACUGCCAAGAAGAUUGACAGGCAUCUAUACCACUCACUCUACAUGAAGGCGAAGGGUAAUGUGUUCAAGAACAAGCGUGUGCUCAUGGAGUACAUCCACAGGAAGAAGGCUGAGAAGGCCAGGACGAAGAUGCUUAGCGACCAGGCUGAGGCCCGCCGCAAUAAAGUAAAGGAGGCACGCAAGCGCCGCGAGGAACGUAUUGCCGCCAAGAAGGAGGAACUGCUGCAGACCUUCGCUAGAGAAGACGAAGCCGCGCUUACCGCUAAGAAGUAAACACUACGUUGUAAACAAUAAAUAAAAAAAAA
This is a messenger RNA of Bombyx mori (domestic silkworm), 630 nucleotides long. RefSeq names its product ribosomal protein L19 (gene RpL19). The record is from RefSeq and is marked provisional. Gene Ontology annotation, molecular function: structural constituent of ribosome; RNA binding. Gene Ontology annotation, cellular component: ribosome; cytosolic large ribosomal subunit. Gene Ontology annotation, biological process: translation. Lineage: Eukaryota; Metazoa; Arthropoda; Insecta; Lepidoptera; Bombycidae.